CGGGUAACCAUUCGUCUCACUCUCUCUCUCUCACGUUUGUUAGGAUAAAUGGCAAUAAACCUUGGAAGUGAGAUCACUCUUUUCAAUUGCUAGCCUUUGUUUAGAUUCCUUCCUAGGGUUUUUCCUUCUGUCAGCACACACUCUCUCUGGGGUGUAGGUUUGGAAGCAACUGUUCUUUUGCAAUCUGACCGGUGGUAGAGUAUGGAUUCACAUGAUGGAAAUGGAUCAGCAGAAGCUUUGCCGCCUCCUCCACCGCCUCCAGCUGAAAUUCCUCCUGAUGUUGUACCAAUUAAAGUGGAAUCAGAUCCACCUAAGAAGAAGCGUGUCCCUAUGGCUAGGAAAGGUCUUGCAACUAGAGGACAGAAAAUUCAGCUGCUGAGUAAUCAUUUCAAAGUUAACGUUUCUAAUGUAGAUGGCCAUUUUUUCCACUACAGUGUCAAUCUCAUGUAUGAGGAUGGUCGCCCUGUCGAUGGCAAGGGAGUUGGAAGAAAAGUGCUUGAUAGGGUGCAAGAAACUUAUGACACCGAGUUGGCUGGCAAGGAUUUUGCAUAUGAUGGUGAAAAGAGUUUGUUUACUGUUGGGGCACUUCCUGGCAAUAAGCUGGAGUUCACUGUUGUUCUAGAAGAUGUCACUUCAGCUAGGAACAAUGGCAAUGCCAGUCCUGAAGGUCGUGGAAGUCCAAAUGAGACUGACCGUAAGAGAGUACGACGCCCGUACCAGUCGAAAACAUUCAAAGUUGAACUGAGCUUUGCUGCCAAGAUUCCAAUGCAGGCUAUAACAAAUGUGAUUCGGGGCCAGGAAAAUGAGAAUAGUAUGGAAGCUCUGAGAGUUCUUGAUAUAAUCUUGAGACAGCAUGCUGCUAAACAGGGAUGUUUGUUAGUUCGGCAAUCUUUCUUUCACAAUGAUCCAAAAAACUUCGCAGAUGUAGGGGGUGGUGUUCUUGGUUGCCGAGGAUUUCACUCUAGUUUCCGAGGCACUCAGUCUGGCUUGUCUCUGAACAUAGAUGUGUCUACUACUAUGAUUAUUCAACCAGGGCCAGUGGUGGAUUUUUUGAUUGCCAAUCAGAAUGUUAGAGAUCCGUUCUCUAUUGACUGGGCCAAGGCAAAAAGAAUGCUAAAGAAUUUGAGGAUCAAGGCAACCACUUCGAAUCAGGAAUUUAAGAUAACUGGUCUUAGUGAGAGGCCAUGCAAAGAACAGACGUUUACAUUGAAGCAACGAGGACAAGAGAAUGGAGAAGCUGAAGCAUUGGAGGUUACAGUUUAUGAUUACUUUGUCAAUCAUCGCAACAUAGACUUGCGUUACUCUGCUGAUUUGCCAUGCAUCAAUGUUGGCAAGCCUAAGCGGCCAACUUACUUCCCCUUGGAGCUCUGCUCCUUGGUUUCACUUCAGCGCUACACAAAAUCUUUAUCCACUCUUCAGCGAGCAUCAUUGGUGGAGAAAUCUAGACAGAAGCCCCAAGAGAGAAUGAGUGUGCUAUCUCACGCUCUGAAGGUCAGUAAUUAUGAUGCUGAACCGAUGCUUCGUUCUUGUGGCAUUUCAAUCAGUAAUGGAUUCACUCAAAUCAACGGUCGGGUCCUUUCAGCUCCUAAGCUGAAAGCUGGAAAUGGAGAUGAAUUUUUCCCCCGUAAUGGGCGGUGGAAUUUCAACAACAAGAAACUAGUAGAUCCUACCAAGAUAGAGCGCUGGGCAGUGGUGAACUUCUCUGCUCGAUGCGAUACAAGGAAUCUUGUCAGGGAUCUGAUAAAGUGUGGUGAAAUGAAAGGCAUUGCAAUUGAGGCACCAUUUGAUGUGUUCGAGGAGAACGUACAGAAUAGACGUGCACCACCACUUGUACGAGUGGAGAAAAUGUUUGAGAAUGUACAAUCAAAACUACCUGGGGCUCCUAAAUUUCUUCUAUGCCUUCUCCCUGAGAGGAAGAACUGUGAUGUUUAUGGACCCUGGAAGAAGAAGUGUCUAGCUGAUUUUGGAAUUGUUACACAGUGUAUGUCUCCUACUAGGGUUAAUGAUCAGUAUCUUACAAACCUGCUUUUGAAGAUAAAUGCGAAGCUUGGUGGUCUGAACUCAAUGUUGACUGUUGAGCAUACUCCUUCUAUCCCUCUGGUUUCCAAAGUUCCCACAAUAAUUCUUGGGAUGGACGUCUCCCAUGGAUCACCAGGGCAUUCUGAUGUGCCAUCCAUUGCAGCUGUUGUCAGCUCCAGGCAAUGGCCGUUAAUUUCGCGAUACAGGGCAUCAGUCAGGACACAAUCUCCCAAAGUUGAGAUGAUAGACAACUUGUUCAAACCUGUGUCUGACACUGAAGAUGAGGGAAUAAUGAGGGAGCUUUUGCUUGAUUUUUAUGUCAGUUCUGGGAAAAGGAAGCCGGAGCAUAUAAUCAUAUUUAGGGAUGGAGUCAGUGAGUCCCAAUUCAACCAAGUCUUGAACAUUGAGUUGGACAAAAUCAUCGAGUCUUGCAAAUUCCUGGAUGAGAAAUGGAAUCCAAAGUUUCUGGUUAUUGUGGCUCAGAAAAAUCACCACACCAAGUUUUUCCAGAAUGGUGCCCCAGAAAAUGUUCCUCCAGGGACUGUAAUUGAUAACAAUGUCUGCCAUCCAAGGACCUAUGACUUCUACCUCUGUGCGCAUGCAGGAAUGAUUGGUACAACCAGGCCUACCCACUAUCAUGUCCUACUGGAUGAGAUUGGUUUCUCACCUGAUGAUUUGCAGGAACUUGUUCAUUCUCUGUCCUAUGUAUACCAAAGGAGUACCACUGCUAUCUCUGUUGUUUCCCCGGUUUGCUAUGCCCAUUUGGCUGCCACACAAAUGGCUCAGUGGAUGAAGUUUGAAGAUACUUCUGAGACUUCCUCUAGCCAUGGCGGUGUGACUUCGGCUGGUUCAGUCCCUGUUCCUCAGCUGCCCAGGCUGCAGGAAAAUGUUGCAAGCUCCAUGUUCUUCUGCUAAACCCUAAGAUGACGGCUGGCUAAGUUAAAAAGGCUCGUCUGUUUCGCCUAUGGUUGUGUUAUUGUGUAAAUACUUAGGACCACUUGGAAAGUGAUGCGCUUGACUGGUAAUGGUAGCUGGUUUUUAGCUUUUGCACUCUGGUUUGUUGAAGUGAUUUGACACUUUAGUAUGCCUAUGUUACCCCUUCUGUAAAAAGAUCACUAGUGUGCAUGGGUAGGUUUUAAGUUAUGACAGGUUUAAUCCCCAGCGGAAUGCUUUGAAUGCUUUUUCACUUCUCUUAUUAAGCAUGGGUAGGUUUAAAGUUAUGGCAGGUUUAAGCCCCAGCGGAAUGCUUUGAAUGCUUUUUCACUGCUACUUUUACGAUAACUAGUUGGAACUUGGAACUGCUAUUUUCAUGGAUAGCUGUUAAAUAGAGAAGCUGAAUUGCUGUUA
Molecule: messenger RNA, 3366 nt
Organism: Beta vulgaris subsp. vulgaris (sugar beet)
Lineage: Eukaryota; Viridiplantae; Streptophyta; Magnoliopsida; Caryophyllales; Amaranthaceae
Product: protein argonaute 4
Exons: 24
Coding region: 202-2934 (910 amino acids)
Biological process (GO): regulatory ncRNA-mediated post-transcriptional gene silencing
Cellular component (GO): cytoplasm
Molecular function (GO): protein binding; RNA binding
Source: RefSeq, a predicted model, not a curated record